Messenger RNA from Polistes dominula (European paper wasp), 889 nucleotides. RefSeq lists its product as uncharacterized. The record is from RefSeq and is a predicted model, not a curated record. NCBI's taxonomy places the organism in Eukaryota, Metazoa, Arthropoda, Insecta, Hymenoptera, Vespidae.
UACGACGGAUGUACUUCUAAUUUCAACAUACCGGAAAUAGUUAUUGAAACCAAGUAUUUAGUUCUGUAGAUGAAAAUUUUCCACUUUCAAAUACAGGAAGCAUAUAACUUGAAAAUAAUUCUCAAAUAGAUAGAAGUGGGGAUGGUGUUAAUGAUGAAUCUUUGAGCAUAUAAAUGUGUGUCAGCAGAACGAAUAAUCAUUUAGUCAAAAUGUUAUACUCCAGUGAAAAAUAUGGUGAGCCCUUAGUGGCUACAAUCCGAUUGUUUUCUAUAUUAAUCAUUAUUCUGUGUUUGUCGACUGAAAUAAUCACUAUACCUACACCUACGCAAGAUUAUCCAAAUUAUACAACAGACAAUUUAACUGAAUUGGCAGAAAAUACGACGAAUGAUGACUUAUACAUUAUAAGAGCAGUAGUAUACGAAAUUGGAGUUUUAACGGAUACUGAUAACACCACCGAUGAAAAUCCAGAAAGACGCGAAGAAGUUAAUAUUUCAAUAUACAAUCCACCACAUCAAGAUAAUGGCUUGUUAGAUUUGAACAAAGUCCCAAUAUCAACUGAGAAUACUUUAAAUACAGAAGAAAGUACUGAAGAAACAUAAUAUAAUAUUUGUUAGAAAAAAUCAUUUCCAUUAAUAAUAUGCAGUAAAAUGAAGAAGACCAAACAUACAUAUAUAUAUAUUUAUAUAUUUAUUUAUACUUAUUUAUAAAUAUUCCUUUAACCAUGUAUUGUUUCCUUAUCGUUCGCUGACAAAAUUAUUGAGUAAAACAAAAAUAAUAUAUGAAAAAUGUAAUUACUUCACUGUGUGCCUACAAAACAUAGAUCGUAAAAUAGAUCCAUGCAGCAAUAAUGGAAACUGUUGACCAGAAAUAUAUAUUUUUAUUCUUUUAA